Polistes canadensis is the source of this 2317-nucleotide messenger RNA. Its product is annotated as ATP-binding cassette sub-family B member 10, mitochondrial. The transcript is spliced from 3 exons. The coding region runs from base 275 to 2236 and encodes 653 amino acids. The record is from RefSeq and is a predicted model, not a curated record. NCBI's taxonomy places the organism in Eukaryota, Metazoa, Arthropoda, Insecta, Hymenoptera, Vespidae. Gene Ontology annotation, cellular component: membrane. Gene Ontology annotation, biological process: transmembrane transport. Gene Ontology annotation, molecular function: ATP binding; ABC-type oligopeptide transporter activity; ATP hydrolysis activity.
UUAUAAUCGGCAUCACGUGCUAAAACAGCUGAUCAGAAUAUCUUAUCAUUGAGAAAUGUGAAGAUAACAAUUACCUUCUUAAUAUACAUGUUAAUAUUUAUACACGUAAUUAUAAUUUAAAAUGAAUAUUUUUGUAAAAUUAGAUGAAAAUGAAAUCGAAAUGAUCAAGAAUAUAAAAAUUAACUUUGAGGUUAUUUCAUUUUCAAAGAAAUCUUAAAAUUAUCUCUGCAAAUUGAAGUUACGAGUUAUCAUUUUUCAAGAUUAAUUCAGAAGGAUGACUAUUCUUUGUAAAUUUCUUGCAACUAAUAUUAUUCGUCAUAAAUCCAUUUAUCUUUCUACUUCUGUAAGGCAAAAAUGUGUACAUACAAUUUGGACCUCAUCGAGAAAUGUAUCAAAAAAACCAUGUACUUUAAUUGGUUUACGAUAUCAAACAACAAAAGUUUUAAAAACAGAUGUUCAAAAUGCCCCUAAAAAUGUGAUAUUAAAAACAAAAAAACAAUCGGAUCUUAAAAAAUUGAUUAUAUUGGCUGCACCUGAAAAAUGGAGGUUAUUAAGUGCUAUUGCUUUUUUAAUAGUAUCAUCUACUGUAACGAUGGCAGUUCCUUUUUGUCUAGGAAAAGUAAUUGAUAUUAUUUAUAAUGUGAAUGUAGACAAAAUGACAGAAAAAUUAAAUCAAUUAUGUAUUGUUUUAUUUGGAGUAUUUAUGAUUGGUGCUAUAAGUAAUUUUUGUCGUAUUUAUCUAAUGUCAACUGCAGGCCAUAGAAUUACAUAUACUUUAAGGAAAAAAGCAUACACAGCAAUCCUCAGUCAAGAGACAGCAAUGUUUGAUACGAAGAGUACAGGAGAACUUGUUGGAAGAUUAACAGGAGAUGCUCAAUUAGUAAGUUAUGCUGUUACUAGCAAUGUAUCUGAUGGCUUAAGAUCUUUAAUUAUGACGACAAGUGGAAUAUCAAUGAUGUUUUAUAUAUCACCGCAGUUAGCUCUUGUUGGUUUGUCAGUAGUACCUAUAGUUGCUGGUAUAGCUAUCAUUAAUGGACGUUACUUGAAAAAAAUCUCAAGAAAUGUACAAGAUAGUUUGGCAGUAUUAAAUACAGAGGCAGAAGAAAGAAUUAGUAAUAUAAGAAUUGUCAAAGCUUAUGCGCAAGAAAUUCAAGAAGUUAAAAGAUAUAGUUCUAAAUUACAAGACGUUCUUAAAUUAUGUUAUAAAGAAAGUUUAUAUAGAGGGAUAUUUUUUGGUAUGACAGGUUUAUCUGGGAAUGUAAUUAUAUUAUCUGCACUCUAUUAUGGUGGAGUUAUGGUAUCUGAUUCAACUAUAACAAUUGGAAAUUUGAGUGCUUUUCUAUUAUAUGCGGCAUACGUAGGAAUAUCAUUGAAUGGAUUAUCUUCAUUUUACAGUGAAUUGAACAAAGCUUUGGGCGCAAGUUCACAUUUAUUUGAAUUAAUUGACAGAAAACCAAAAAUACCUAUUAAAGGUGGUAAAAUAUUGGAGAACGAAUUGACUGGUGAUAUUAUAUUUCAAAAUGUUAAUUUUUCAUAUCCUACAAGACAAAAUUCGCUUAUUCUUCGUGAUUUUAAUUUACAUAUACCAAAACAUUCAAUAACUGCUAUUGUUGGUUCCUCUGGCUCUGGAAAAUCUACAGUAGCUAUGUUAUUAUUAAGACUUUAUGAUCCAUGUAAAGGAAGUGUAUUAUUGGAUGAUCAUGAUCUCAAAGAGCUCGAUCCAAUUUGGGUAAAAUCACAAAUUGGAGUAGUUCCUCAAGAACCAAUUCUCUUUAGUGGUACUAUAAAGGAAAAUAUUCUUUAUGGUACAGAAAAUGUAACAGAACAUGAAAUAGAAGAAAUUUCAAAGAAGGCACACGUUUUAGAAUUUACAAAUAAAAUGAAAGAUGGUUUAAAUACUAUUGUUGGAGAAAAAGGCAUUACACUUAGCGGAGGUCAAAGACAGAGAAUUGCUAUUGCAAGAGCUUUAGUGAAGAAACCUAAAAUUUUAAUUUUUGACGAAGCGACUAGUGCAUUAGAUGCAGAAAGUGAACGUUUUGUUCAAGAAGCAUUAGAACAUGCUACUCAUGGGAAAACAGUACUUACUAUAGCUCAUAGACUUAGUACAAUAAAAAAUGCUGACAAAAUUGUGGUAAUAGAUCAAGGAGAAGUUGUAGAAAUAGGAACAUAUAGUACCUUAAUGAGUUUGGAACAAGGUUACUUUAAAAACUUGGUAAAACAUCAAGCUUUUACAUAAAUUAAAUUAAAUUGACAUGUAGAUUUUUUAAAUGCAAUUUUUUUUUGUAUACUGUACAUUCGUGUAUAUUAAGUAUAUUAU